AUGGAAGAACCUUUAAUUUAAAAUGAAGAAUAAGAUUAAAAAAUUCCAAAUGAAAAAGUUAUGACAAGAUUAAUAAAAGGAGAAUUUAGAUUUGAAAGAAGGAAAUAUAUAUUUUUAAAUGUAAAUAGUGUGAAUUUAGUAAGUAAAAGCAUUAAGUAAUUAGAUAUUAACCAUAUAUAAUUUGAUUGGACCUAUUAAUAUAGAAGCCUAGAAAUCAUUAAUAUUUUAUGAAGAUACAAGAGUACCUUUAAAUGAUUAAGACUUUACUCUAAUGAAUUUAUUAAAUGCAUUGAUUGUUGUUCAUUUAUUGAGAAUUUUUACUUGUUUAUUAGGUUUCUUUAGUGUUUCAUAGGUAUUUAAUAAUAUCCAUUAUUUAGAAAUCAGGUAAAAUAAUGACAUAUUUUAUGAUUAUGUCAACUGUAUGUGUUCUAUGUAGAGGAAUUAUAUCAUUAUUAAUUGUCUUAAAUUAUACUGCAAUAAAAGAUACAUGUAAUUUAAUUUUUGGUGGUGGAACUGAUGAUAUUGGAUCUUUAAUGGCAAUGUAAUUUUUAGUUGUGCUUAUACUUUUUGUUAUUGCUGAAAUUCUGCUUGCUUUAAUCUCAUUAAUCUAAUGUUCUAAAACUAAAGAAGAAUAUCGAAGUAUUUAUUAUAUAUUAUUAUCUUAAGUUUGGAUCAAACAUAAAGAAAAAAUGAUGAAGAAUUAUGAAUUAUGUUAUGAAGUAGCAAUUUGUUAAUUAGACGAGUGAUUUAUAAAUAUG
This is a messenger RNA of Paramecium sonneborni, 758 nucleotides long. The record is from the annotation of a GenBank genome assembly. Lineage: Eukaryota; Ciliophora; Oligohymenophorea; Peniculida; Parameciidae.